UCUUUCGCAAGCAGUUGCGGUUAACAUUCUCCGCACUCGGACAUCUUGGCGUCUUGGGAGCACAGCACACACUCCCGUUGACAUAAGAAAAAACACAAACGAGAUCUGAGAUCUGGAUUCGUGCUCUUGUUGCAUGGACGGCGCCAUCUGAUUCUCUCCGGGCGUUUUCCGAAAUGGGCUUCAACAUGAAGAUUGUAAUGAUUUGGGUGAUUUUUGGGUACUUCAACUCCACCAAAGCCUUAAGGUAUGCGUGCCCUUCGAACGCAUGGUGUGUCCCAGGUGAAAACUGCAAUGAUGGCUCGGUGGUACAUGCUUAUAAUGCGACAGAUUCAAGACGGAUAGUGGAGUAUGUGUGUGGUGUAAUCAGUACAGAGGAUUACGUGUGUUGUGCAGAGACGGGACUUCAUAACAUCUCGACAGAUUACACUCCUUCCAGGACGAACUGGUUUUAUCCAAAAGAAAACGUAACAGUCAUACGAGGGUUAGUAGUACUUCCAUGGCCUGGACACGAGGCGACAGAAGUGACUGUUCCAGAUCUCAAGAAGCCACCGCCCAUUUGCCCAAGCUACAGUGUGUGCGUUCCUCCAGCUGUAUGUCCGGCAGUAUCUAUACGUUACAGUGGAGCCGUCAUGGGAGAUAUAAUUAAUUUUCAGUAUCAGUGUGGACACACCUGGGAUACAGUUUCAUGGACAUGUUGUUCAGUUCACAUAUUCAUCAAUUCCAUAUAUGAAGCCCUGAACACUGCUCCUGUUGUGGCACCCCGGUUCGCGCAUGGCAGUAUAAACGCAGAAGUGAUAAAACACAGCCCUAAAAUAUAUGAUUACAGCAAAACCUUCAGCUCUCUUUCUGGUCCACGUCUUUCCGCCUAUUCACAAACCCGGAAGCGACGAGAAAUUUCUGCAAGUGACUUGACAGACGACGCAGAAUUGGAAAACGGGAUUGAAGUUAACGACACUAUUAUAGUAGUAUCUGCCGCAAUACCAUUUGAGUUGGCUCCUGACAAUAGCACCGAAUUCAGUGGUCGUUCAGCAGAAGGCUCGCCAUCUCAGUCUAUCCCAAGAUCGGGAGUUCCUUCAUCAUGCGGGAAACCAAUUGGUCAAGGAAUAGCUGCUCAUCAGUCCACGCCGUACAACGCAGAUCUCGCCAAUGCCGGUUUAACCAGGGAAGGGCAAUACCCGUGGCACGUUGCAGUACUGACAGUCAACAGGGAAUACUUGUGCGGCGGUACAAUUGUUGCGGAUAGACAUGUUAUAACUGUGGCCCAUUGCGUCGAUGCGUACACUGCGCAGGCGUUAAGGGUAAGAGUUGGAGAUUACGACCUCACGAGCAACACUGAGAGUCAGCCGUCUUACGAUGUGGAACUCUCGAGUAUUGUUUUCCAUCCCAAUUACACCAAACCCACCCUUAAGUCCGACCUCGCUGUCUUGGUUUUGAAAUUUUCAGUCCUGUCGCUUCCGAAUGUUGCCAGAGUAUGCUUCCCAGGAGAAGGAGCGACGUCAGAUAAACAGGAAUGCUAUGUUCCCGGCUGGGGAUCUGUCACACCAGCCAGGCAAGGCUCUCCGAGAAUCACAAAUUUCCAUCCAGUUUUAAAGGACUCCGGCCUGGUGCUCGUAGGACCUGACAGAUGCGAGCAACAGCUAAGGAAAGUAAAGUCACUAGGAGUGUUCUUUAAGCUGUUACCAGGAGUUACGUGUGCCAAAGGUCUUCAUCAGAGAGAUUCUUGCCAUGGAGAUGGUGGAAGUGGUUUGGUUUGCAGGACUGUUGCUGGAGAGUUCGUUUUGCAAGGUCUGAUAUCAUGGAGUGCUGGAUGCGACAGAGGACUUCCAACUGCUUUGGUUGAUGUAGGCUUCUAUGGAGAUUUCAUCUUGAAUGUCAUUAGAGGGAUACCUUUCUUAGGUUCGACAUCAUUCAGUAAUGGUACGUCAUCAGAUAAUUCAAGAUUUGGUUUUAAUUUCCAAGGAGCAUCAAGUCAGUCUAGUAUCUAUGGAAACUUUCAGCAAUCCUCAUUCAACAAUGCGCAGUCCUCAUUCAGCAGUGCUUACCAGAGCUCGUUUGGUGGUGGUCAACAAGUUAGUGGGAGUACGCAACAAAGUGGUGCAUUAUUUGGUCAGUAUUCUAGUGGCAAUGUACAGCAAACUGGGAGUUAUGCUGCCAGUAGUAGUAGUUCAAGUACAGCACAAACUGAGCAGAGAUAUCAAGGUGCUUAUGCCUCGGCCAGUCAAGGCAUAAACACACAAGUAAACAUAAAUCAAAAUGUUGAUGCUAACACUUAUGGAGGCACUCAGGGGGCCACUUAUGGAGGCACUCAGGGGGCCACUUAUGGAGGCACUCAGGGGGCCACUUAUGGAGGCACUCAGGGGGCCACUUAUGGAACUGCUCAGGGGGCCACUUAUGGAACUGCUCAGGGGGCCACUUAUGGAACUGCUCAGGGGGCCACUUAUGGAACUGCUCAGGGGACCACUUAUGGAACUGCUCAGGGGGCCACUUAUGGAACUGCUCAGGGGGCCACUUAUGGAGGCACUCAGGGGGCCACUUAUGGAGGCACUCAGGGGGCCACUUAUGGAGGCACUCAGGGGGCCACUUAUGGAGGCACUCAGGGGGCCACUUAUGGAGGCACUCAGGGGGCCACUUAUGGAGGCACUCAGGGGGCCACUUAUGGAGGCACUCAGGGGGCCACUUAUGGAGGCGCUCAGGGGGCCACUUAUGGAGGCACUCAGGGGGCCACUUAUGGAGGCAACUCAGGGGGCACUUAUGGAGGCAAUCAGGGGGACACUUGGAGCGACAGGGGGCCACUUAUGGGAGUGCUCAGGGGACCACUUAUGGGAGUGCUCAGGGGACCACUUAUGGAAUGCUCAAGGGACUUGCCUAGGAACUGA
Molecule: messenger RNA, 2876 nt
Organism: Macrobrachium nipponense
Lineage: Eukaryota; Metazoa; Arthropoda; Malacostraca; Decapoda; Palaemonidae
Exons: 17
Coding region: 174-2876 (900 amino acids)
Biological process (GO): proteolysis
Molecular function (GO): serine-type endopeptidase activity
Source: RefSeq, a predicted model, not a curated record